CAACCUCACCUCUAACGCCAGAUCUAAUUGCUAACUACUCAAUUUUAGAGAGAGAAGUCCGUGAAGGCAAGAAAACUGCUCCCGAAAAAGGAAGAUCAUCUCCAACGAAGCCUCAUUCGCCAGCCUGCUGAAGUUUCCUCUUCUACUGUCUAAGUUCUUCUAUUGCUUUCCUCUCAUUUGCUAAGGUUUAGAGUGAAGAAGAGAUUGAAGAAAUGGAAAUGGAAGAAGCAGCUAAGGUGGAGCCUCAGUAUUUUGAGCUCAACACAGGCGCUAAGAUGCCAUCAGUAGGUCUCGGUACUUGGAAAGCUCCUCCAACCGUCGUUCGCGACGCUGUUAUCACUGCCGUAAAGGCCGGUUACAGACAUAUCGAUUGCGCCAAAGUUUACGACAACGAACACGAGAUCGGAUCAGCUCUGAAGGAACUAUUCUCCGAUGGAGUGGUGAGCCGAAAUGACAUGUGGAUCACAUCUAAGUUGUGGUCCGGUGAUCAUGCACCUGAGGAUGUUUCAAAGGCGCUGACAAAGACUUUAGCUGAUUUGCAACUUGAUUACAUUGACCUUUAUCUGAUACAUUGGCCAUUUCGGACAAAGUCAGGCACGAGAGGGUGGGAUCCUGAACUCAUGGCUCCCCUCUGCCUUGCGGAGACUUGGGCUGCUAUGGAAGGCCUUUACGCUUCUGGCCAAGCACGUGCUAUUGGAGUUAGCAACUUCUCUACAAAGAAGCUCGAAGAUCUCCUUACUUACGCCAAGAUCCCCCCUGCAGUUAACCAAGUGGAAUGCCACCCUGGCUGGCAGCAGCCUGCUCUUCAUAACCUCUGCAAUUCAACCGGCGUCCAUCUAUCUGCCUACAGUCCACUUGGGUCCUCUGGGACUUGGGUAAAAGGAGAAAUAUUGAAGGAUCCUAUAUUAAACGAGGUGGCAGAGAAGAUUGGGAAGUCACCAGCACAAGUAGCUCUCAGAUGGGGAAUCCAAAGUGGUCACAGUGUCCUGCCUAAGAGCGUGAAUGAGUCGCGGAUUAAGGAAAAUCUUGACCUAUUUAAUUGGUCUAUUUCUCCCGAGCAUUUCUCGAAAUUAUCUAGCAUUCCUCAAAAAAGGCUGCUGAGAGGUGAGUUUGCAAUCCAUGAGAGCUGUAGUCCCUAUAAAAGUCUUGAAGAACUGUGGGAUGGAGAAAUCUGAUAUUUGCCUGAAAUCAAUCAAACCUAUCUCUGGUCUGGAUUUUCUCUCAUUGAACUAGAGGUUUGUUAUUUUUUCCAUAACAGCCAUUCAGAAUAUGGAAAUUGAAUAUUAAAACUCUCAUUAGAUAUGAAACCUUUCAUAUUUCAUUUUUCAAAUAAAAGUGCUUGAGGAUGAGGAUAUUAUAAAAAUGUAUGAUAUGCCUGACCUCUCUGCAGCUGAUUUUA
This is a messenger RNA of Impatiens glandulifera, 1399 nucleotides long. RefSeq names its product NADPH-dependent aldo-keto reductase, chloroplastic-like. The transcript has 8 exons. Gene Ontology annotation, cellular component: cytosol. NCBI's taxonomy places the organism in Eukaryota, Viridiplantae, Streptophyta, Magnoliopsida, Ericales, Balsaminaceae. Gene Ontology annotation, molecular function: aldose reductase (NADPH) activity. The coding region runs from base 213 to 1175 and encodes 320 amino acids. The record is from RefSeq and is a predicted model, not a curated record.